Molecule: messenger RNA, 1698 nt
Organism: Aspergillus novofumigatus IBT 16806
Lineage: Eukaryota; Fungi; Ascomycota; Eurotiomycetes; Eurotiales; Aspergillaceae
Product: sugar porter family MFS transporter
Exons: 6
Coding region: 1-1698 (565 amino acids)
Biological process (GO): carbohydrate transport; transmembrane transport
Cellular component (GO): membrane
Molecular function (GO): carbohydrate:proton symporter activity
Source: RefSeq, a predicted model, not a curated record
AUGGCUGUCAGUCAAUCAGUCGUUGGCCGCGCCAACGCAGAAAAGCCGCAUGGUCUAGUGGGUAUGCUGAAGAACCCCUACGUCUUCAUGACCUGUGCCUUUGCCUCGCUGGGCUGUAUCAUGUAUGGGUACGACCAGGGAGUCAUGAGUCCCGUGCUGGUGAUGGAGAAUUUUGAGAAUCAUUUCCCCUACCUGAUGGGCUCAACCAUCCAGGGUUGGCUGGUUUCUGCUCUCGAAUUGGGUGCUUGGGCGGGUGCUCUGCUCAACGGAUACCUGGCAGAUCGCAUCUCCCGCAAGUAUUCGAUGAUGGUCGCUGUGGUUAUCUUCACGUUGGGGUCCGGAUUGCAGGCUGGUGCGCAGACUCCCGCCUACUUCUUUGCUGGUCGUAUCAUCGGCGGUGUGGGAAUUGGCAUGUUCAGCCAUGUCAUUCCCCUCUAUCAAGCCGAGAUUGCUCCUCCCGAACUGAGAGGAUCGCUCGUAUCACUGCAGCAACUCUCCAUCACUAUCGGAACAUCCAUUGCUUUCUGGCUGGACUAUGGCAUGCAAUACGUCGGCGGCACCACCUGCAAUCCUGAAGGCAUUGACAACCCCUACCUGCCCGAUGGCUCCUACAACUCCGCUCAGAACCACGGACACACCUGUCUGGGCCAAAAGACCAUCUCUUGGCGGCUGCCGCUGGCCUUGCAGAUUAUCUUUGCAUGGAUCCUCUUCUUUGGAAUGUUCUUCUUCCCUUUCUCGCCUCGCUGGCUGAUGGCCAAGCACCGCGAAGAAGAAGCUGUCGUUGCCCUCUCCAAAUUGCGGAGACUGAGUCCGGCAGAUCCCUUGCUCAGGGCAGAAAUUCUCGAAAUCAAGGCGGCUGUUCUCUUCGACGAGGAGUCCGACCAGGAGGCCAUCCGCGUGGGAGGGAGACUGGCCCCGUGGAAGGCGCUUUUCGCUCCUAACAUGUUCAAACGUCUUGUCCUCGGCUGCGGAACAAUGAUCUGCCAGCAAUUUACAGGUAUCAAUGCGGUCCUAUACUAUGCCCCUCAGAUCUUUGCUUCGUUCGGCUUCUCCUCGACCAAGACGACUCUUCUGGCCACCGGAGUGACCGGUAUUCUGCAAAUCACCUUUACGCUACCGGCCAUUCUCUUUCUAGACAAGUUUGGUCGCAAGACGUUCCUCAUCGCCGGUGCAAUCGGCAUGUUCUGUUGCCACGUGGUUGUCGCUACUGUCGAAGGACUGUACCAAGAUGAGUGGAAUAAGAACAUGGGUCUGGACAAGGCUCAGGGAUGGGUUGCCAUCGCCUUUAUCUGGCUGUUCGCUGUGAACUUUGCCUACUCAUGGGGCCCCGUCGCGUGGGUUCUCGCACAGGAGAUCUUCCCCAACAGUAUGCGCUCUCGGGGCGUGUCCAUCGUCGCCUCGACCAACUGGAUGUUCAACUUCAUCAUCGGUCUGACGACUAAGGAUAUGCUCAAGUCGAUGAAGUACGGCACAUACAUCUUCUUUGCUAUCUUCAGCGCUCUGGGUGGUCUGUUCAUCUGGAGAUUUGCUCCGGAGACUAAGGACAAGACUUUGGAAGAGCUCGAUGUCUACUUUGGAGGUGCAGAGGAUAGCAUUGCUGAGUCGGAUCGGCUUCGGAUGCUGCGUAUCAAUGAGCGCCUGGGGCUGGCGGGAGUGGAAAAGAAGAUGCCUGUUCAUGAUGAGGUUAGGGAAAUGUAG